This is a messenger RNA of Penicillium robsamsonii, 3612 nucleotides long. RefSeq lists its product as uncharacterized. Lineage: Eukaryota; Fungi; Ascomycota; Eurotiomycetes; Eurotiales; Aspergillaceae. The coding region runs from base 1 to 3612 and encodes 1203 amino acids. Gene Ontology annotation, molecular function: protein binding. The record is from RefSeq and is a predicted model, not a curated record. The transcript is spliced from 3 exons.
AUGAGAAUACUCCGACGAAUCCAGACCGAACUCAUCUCUUAUACGCAAGAAAAAAGGCAUGACCUUACAUUUGAUUGUCAAGGCGACCCUUUACCUAAACACCCUUCGGUCUCUCACUUCCCAGACGGCCUGAAAGUUUUGCGUGACCUUCCUGAUGCUGAAAUCGAUAUUUGUUUCAUCCAUGGUCUGACGGGCGAUCGGGAGAGAACCUGGACCGCCGAAGGUCAAUCUACGCCCUGGCCGAAAGCGCUGCUUCCACAGAAACUCGAACAAGCUCGGAUUCUGACAUGGGGCUACGAUGCAUACUUCAUGUCCAAAUCAGGCGUCUCGUCUAAAUCAGGUGUCUCGUCGAAUGGCUUGCUCGACCAUGCAACAAAUCUCCUAGCCAAUUUAACAUCAGACCGAGAAUCCUGCAAUGCAUCCUCCCGUCCGCUCAUCUUCGUCACCCACAGCCUUGGGGGCCUGGUUUGCAAGACGGCUAUUCUACUAUCACGCAAUAACCCUGAAAAACCCCUCCAGGGUGUAUUCCAUGCUCUCAAGGGUGUGGUAUUCAUGGGAACCCCUCACAGGGGAGCGUGGAUGGCGGACUGGGCCAAGAUUCCUGCCACUACGUUCGGUUUCUUGCAGUCUACCAACAUGAAACUGCUAGAUGUCCUGCAGAGGGAUAAUCAGCUCCUCGAUUCGAUCCAGCAUGAUUUUUUGGCCAUGGUGCGCGAAGUACGUGAAAAGGGUCGGGCGCUUGAGGUCACCUGCUUCUUUGAAGAGCUUCCUACCUUUAGGGGUAGGACGAUUGUAUCAAAGGAGUCUGCCUCCCUUGCCGGCUAUAUGCCCCGUAGUAUUCACGCUAAUCAUAGGGACAUGGUCAAAUUUGCAACAGUGGAGGAGACUGGUUUCAAGAGGGUGUUGGGGGAGCUUCGCAGAUGGACAUUGGCAGGUGAUAAAAAAGCGUCUCCCAAUCGAGGAAGAAACCAUGGUACAUCAGAUGCCGAAGAUCGAGCCUGUCUAAAGGAUCUAUACAUGACAGAUCCCCGCGAUGACAAACGUCGUAUCGAAAAACUCAAAGGCGGACUACUUGAGGAUUCUUGUCGCUGGAUCUUCGAAAAUGAUGACUUCAAAAAAUGGCGCCAUGAGCAAGGAAGUCAGCUGCUCUGGAUAAAAGGGGACCCCGGAAAGGGCAAAACAAUGCUUUUCUGUGGAAUUAUCGACGAGCUGGAUCAGUCAACCCCUGACAAUGUUGCCGUCUCAUUUAUGUUCUGCCAGGCUAUGGACGCAAGAUUAAACAACGCUGCUGCAGUCCUUCGCGGCCUGAUCUUUAACUUGGUUGACCAGCAGCCAUACCUCAUCUCCCAUGUACGACGACAACAUGAUAAGACUGGGAAAAGGGGGUUCGAAGAUGCCAAUGCAUGGGAGGCCUUGUCAAAGAUCUUUACCAAUAUCUUGGAGGAUCCGCUCUUACAGAGCACUUAUGUAAUGAUCGAUGCUCUCGAUGAAUGUACACAAGAUCGGGACCUACUUCUGGACUUUGUCGCCCAGAAAUCAUCAGUUUGUCCACAUGUCAAAUGGAUUGUGUCAAGCCGUUGCUUUCCAGCUAUUGGAGAGGCCCUUGAGGCUGCGACUCAGAAGGCAACGCUUUGGCUAGAGUUGAACGAAAAAUUUGUGGCUGAUGCAGUCACUAUUUUCAUCCAACAUAAAGUUCAGGAAUUGACGGAGAAAAAGAAGUAUAAAGAUGAAAUACGCGACGCUAUCUCCCAAUACUUGUUUUCCAACGCACAUGGUACCUUCCUCUGGGUGGCAUCAGUCUGCGAGGAGCUCGCUAAAGCAGCACGAUGGAGGAACGGAAACGCUUGCUCGCUGUUGACUGCAUUUCCAUCUAGCCUUGAAUCCCUCUACGCUCAGAUGCUUGAGCAAAUUCACAAAUCAGAAGAUGCAGGCCUUUGCAAGCAAAUCCUAGCUGUCGUUCUAAUUACAUACCGACCUAUCACUCUAGACGAGUUACCGACUUUGGUCGAUAUGCCCGAGUAUAUCACCACUGACAACCAAUGUUUAAGCAAAAUAGUAGAGGAAUGUGGCUCAUUCCUUACAAUCAGAGACCGCGUUAUCUUCUUUGUGCAUCAGUCCGCAAAAGACUUCCUUCUCCAAACGGCAUCAAAGGAAAUAUUUACCCGAGGUAAAGAAGCUGAGCAUCAUGCGAUCUUUUCUCGCUCUUUGCAAUCGCUCAAGAUACUACGGCGCGAUAUAUAUGGCCUCAAACUACCCGGGUUUCCCAUCGACGAAGUUAAACAACCUGAUCCAGAUCCAUUGGCAGCCGUACGGUACCCGUGUCUCUACUGGCUUGAUCAUCUCCAACAUUGCCAUGAGCAUGGCGAUGUGAUUAAUGAUUUCCGACAGGAUGGGCCAGUUGAGGAGUUUUUCAAGCAGAGAUACCUUUUCUGGCUUGAAGCCAUUAGUCUCAUGAGACAUAUUCCAGAAGGGAUAUCUGCUAUGGUCAAGCUCGACAGGUUUCUUCAGGUUGAUGACCCCUUCUACGAUUAUAAAUCUGUAUUUCUAACCACCAAGUGGUGUCAUAGGGUUUGGAUAACGCAAAAGAGCUUGCAGAACGAGUCCGAGAUGCUUGUCGAUUUAUCCAGUACCACAGGCCAGCAAUCGAGCACAGUCCCCUUCAAGUAUACUUCUCAUCGCUCGUCUUCAGCCCCGCCCGAAGAACCAGCGAUGGAGGAUCAUUGGAGUCCGUGCCUUCAGAUUCUCGAAGAACAUGCCGCAUCGAUUGCAUGGUCCCAAGAUGCAAGCCGGUUCGCAUCACAGUCAUGCAAUAGUGGCGGCACCGUCGGGAUCUGGGACAAAGUCACUGGGCGGUGUAUGUCGAUACUCAAAGACCAGAGUGGGCUAGUCUACUCUAUUGCAUGGUCCCCGGAUGGAAGCUCGCUCGCCUCGGGAUCAUACGAUAUGACAAUUGAGAUCUGGGACCCGGCCACUGACCAAUGCCUAUCAACCCCCGAAAGACAUAGCAGCUCAAUCCACUCGGUUGCCUGGUCCCGUGAUGAAAAGUGGCUCGCAUCAGGGUCAAAGGACGAGAGAAUCGUGACCUGGGACGCAGAUACCAGGCGCUGUAUGUCGAUUCUCAAGGGACAUAGCGAUUUAAUCUUGUCUAUUUCCUGGUCGCAGGAUGACAGCCAGCUGGCAUCGGGGUCCAAUGAUACAACAGUUAGGAUCUGGGAUCUGGCUACUAAGCAGGGUAUACCGGCCCCUGUUGGGUAUGACAACCAAGUCCGGUCGGUUUCCUGGUCUCGAGACGGAAGUCGGCUCGCAUCAGAACAUGAUGGGAGAGUCGUGAUAUGGAAUCCAGCCACUGGGCAGUGUAUAUCGACUCUGGGGAGAGAUAAAAGGUCUGUCUCAUCUGUUUCCUGGUCCCGGGACGGAAGCAAUCUCACAUCAGGUUCAUUCCAUGAGAACAUUGAGGUUUGGGAUCUAACCACAGAGAAGGGUGCGUCAACUCAUGAUGUCGAAUCUCCCGAAGGCGUUUAUCUUGAUGAGGUGAAUGUGCAUCAUCGGCAUACGGAUGUUGGUGUAUUUGAUUCGGUGUCAUCUACCUUGCUUGGUCCGGCCCUCAUUUGA